AUGUUGAAGCCUAUAAUUAGAAGGGGUAAAUUUAAAGCAAUAUCCAAAGUUGAAUGUUCAUCUUAUAUCAAUACUAAAUACAACUACACUGUGCCUGCUAAUUCCAAAAUUGUUUAUAUUCCACCAGAUAUGAGCAAAAUAAGUAAGCAUACUUGGCCUGACAAUUACAAGCAAUCCAUAAAAGAUGAAAUAUGCGAAUAUAUAGAUUGGAAAAUGAUCGGGCCUUGGCACAGGAUGAGUAAAUUAGAUCAAAAAGUUGCAUAUUUUUUGGCAUUUGGCGAAUAUGGCCCAAGACAAGAUAAAAAAAUAUUGACUCCUCAAGAAAUGUUAUAUAAAAUGAUUUAUACAAGUAUAUUAUUUGGCGCGUUUGCUGUAUGCAUUUUUAAUAUCAAAAAAGAUAAUGAUUUUAACAAAAAAGUUGACCAUUUAAAAACUAAAUUGAAACCUGAAAAUAAUUAA
Messenger RNA from Saccharomycodes ludwigii, 459 nucleotides. RefSeq names its product Mtc3p (gene MTC3). Gene Ontology annotation, biological process: mitochondrial electron transport, cytochrome c to oxygen. The transcript has a single exon. Bases 1 to 459 code for a protein of 152 amino acids. Lineage: Eukaryota; Fungi; Ascomycota; Saccharomycetes; Saccharomycodales; Saccharomycodaceae. The record is from RefSeq and is a predicted model, not a curated record.